This is a messenger RNA of Stylophora pistillata, 3390 nucleotides long. Its product is annotated as katanin-interacting protein. The record is from RefSeq and is a predicted model, not a curated record. Lineage: Eukaryota; Metazoa; Cnidaria; Anthozoa; Scleractinia; Pocilloporidae.
UUGUAAGUGUUUUGGAAAAUUUGGCGUCAAUUUUUUUCAGUUCGCGAUGAUAAAUAUUGCCAGAAAAACAGAAAGACUCAGAUAAUCUUCUAGAUUUUGGAAACUCCAAGCCAAGGCAUGGAAGAUUAUCAUGGAAAGUGGGAUAAAUCAAGAGGAAAGCAAGGAAAGCUUAGAGAAGAGGUUACAUCUGCAAAAGAAGAAGUCCGUCCAGAGUAUGAAGAAUAUUUGCUUUUGCUGCAGCAGAGAAAUAGACUUCUUAAGAAACUAAAGGAGAAGAAUGAGCAACAGAUUGAAUUGGAGAAAAAGGAACAAGGCUUCUCUUUAUAUGUCAAUGGUGCCAAUGUAGGGCUUGGCCAAGCUUAUUCCAGAGCAAAGUCACGCAGUUCAUCAAGGCACACAAAAACAGCUGGAGAUGCAUAUCGAGAAAGAAAAAAGAAUUUACAACAUGAACUGGAAACAUUAGAAAGAGAGGCUGAAUCCAGGGAUGUCAGAGUGAAAACAGCUCCAGAUCCCACUCCUAGUACAAGAAAAGGCUGGAAAUAUGAUUCAAUUCAAAUAAAAACUGAGGGAGGAAAGAGUGUGAGAUUGAAGGCACCAGGGAGGAUUACUGGUAAAUACAGUGAAGACUUUGAAUCUGUAGCUGUGGACAGUAGUGACAGUGCCUCUGAUCAGGAUGUUGCUGAUAAUGAUCUAAGUGAUCAAGAUGAGUUAGAGUUAAACAACAAUGAUGAUGAUGAUGAUGAUGACAAUGACGAUGAAGUAGAUGAACUUACUCUCAGUUUCAAUGAUGUUGAGACACUUCGUAAGUCUCUGGAAGCUGAUGAAUCAAUAAAGGAAAGCAUUGAAGCAGCCAAAAAGAGAAUAGAGGAAGAAACAAAAGAAGAAAAUACCAACAACAAUAACAUUGAUAAUGACAAUGAGGAUGAAAUUGAAGAAGAACUGGAAGAGGCAAAUAGUAGUUUAAAUCUCCAUGAUGCAGCUGUGUUAGAAAGACUUCCACAGUUGACAAGUACACCAGACAAAAGACAAGUUGAAGUGGAAAGCUCUACAAACACUGGCUGCAGCGUUUCAGAGAGUGUGGGGUUUGGGAAAACCUCAUUAGUUGACUCUGGCCAUGGAAAAAAUAAUUCUGUGAAAAAUAGAGAUUUUUCCGUGACUUCUGAUGGCCAUGAGAAAAGACCUCAUCAAAGAAGUAAAAAGCUUAGAAAUGAAUCAGAGAAUCCAGUUGAGGAUCUUGUUCUUAGUUUUUCAUCAUCAACAGUGAAAAGAAAAGAAAGAAACUUGUCAGCAACAAGGCGAAAGAAGAAUGCCGAUCAUUAUGACAGCAUAGAACACUUUUCACCCAAAGAUGACAGAUCUUAUGCUAAACAACAAAAGAGAUCAGAAAAACAUGAAUCACAAAAUCAAGAAGUAACCCUGACAUCAGCUUCAGAAAAGAAGAGUAGACCUUUGUCUGCAACAAGAAGAAUGGAACCUAAGGAUAAAUUGGAUGACAAUGCAGUAGAGAUUUUUAAAGCAAUGGCUGAAGAGAAUCAGACAAUAGAAUCAAAAGCUUCUGGCUCUCAGACAGCUCCAGUAAGAUCUAAGAACCUAUCCAGCACACCAUUACAUGAGGUUAAAAGACCAUCAUCAUUGGCUUCCUUUCCUUUGAAAACUGAUGAUACCAUCGCUCUUGUCACAGAGAAAGUCAGAAAAAUGGAUGCAAGGCAACAGCAAAGUUUGAUAGAGCUUCUGUCCAAACUGGAAUGCAAGGCUCCUUUAAAAGUACCCAGUCCUUCACCUUCUCGACCUUCCCCAAUGAAGGCCACCGUACCAUUUUCACCUGUGACAAAAUCUUCAUCCAUCGAGAGUCAGUCCCAGGAUCUCAGUGUGAUGGAUUCACUGGAAGAUGCUAAAAAUAAUAAAGUUGAAAACGAAGAGGGACUAGAUGUCUACUUUGAGAUUAUUUCAAACUGGGGAAACUCAAGUUAUGUUGGACUAACAGAGAUUCAGUUCUUCGAUUUAGAAGGUAACAUGAUUCCUUAUGAUGAGCACAAUGUUAGUUUGUCAGGCCAUGUUGGAGACGGAGGUGUUCUUGGUAACUUAACCAAUGGCAAAACAAAGACAAUUAAAGGUCGGUACAUGUGGUCAUGUGGGUUGGAAAGUAAACAUCCAGUUGAAUUAGUGUUUCACCUGCCUAGUGGUGAUACUACCAGUCUUGAAUCUCAUGGUUUGUCAAAAAUUUCUGUCUGGAAUUAUAACAGAGGCAUCAAGGAACUUAAUUUCGGAGCUAAAGAUGUGAGAAUAUUCGUUGGAGGGGAGCUUGUGUGGGAAGGAGUUAUUGACAAAGGAUGUGGUAAUCAGGUGUUUGAUUACGGCAAAGUUAUCAAUCUUACCCACACAAAAGAACAAUCAGCAGGAAACAAGGAGCAGGCACAGGAUCCGGAACCUAUAAUUAGAAGUGAAACUGUGGUAUUGAGAAGAUCUGUCGAUGGACAAAAAGAUGAGAAUAAAGAGAGGGGCGCUGCUGUUAAGUGUGAUGAUAAUUCUGAACAUGAUGUGAGCAGAAGCAAAACAGUGUUCUUAAAAUCAUCAACUGAGGAAGAUCCACAAGGAAAAGAGCGUGAUAUCAAGGCUGAUAGUGUUGGGCAAUACAAAAAUGAAAGACCUGUUAAAGGUGGCAAACAUUCUAAAGAACAUGACAAGAUACCAAAACCUCCAGAGUCUCCACGGAUGUACCCAAAAUCUCCAAGACCACAUCGACAGGAAAAAUCAGCAGAAGAGAGUAAGGCAGGCCAACAACAACAGGGACAAGACAAAUCGAAGGAGAAAAACCUCAGGUCUCUCUUAGCUGCGGACUUGGCAUCGAGUAAUAAGAAUCUUGAGGAGGAAUCCCUUGUUACCAGGUCAAGUUCCACUCCAAAUCUUUCAUCCUCAGAAGCUCUUGAGACUUCGGAUGUGACCAGUGAUUCUGUGAGGGGAAACGCUGUGGCUGGUUCUGUGUUACCAAACAAGCCACCGUGGUUAGGGUCGAGUAAGAAGAAAGACAAAUCUGGUUCUUCAUCCCGUUCAUCUUCAAGAUCAAAAUCUAGACCCAUCUGGCUUGAGAAUGAUUCAGGUGUUGAUCCAGGAAGAAGUAACAGCUUGACAGAUGUUCGACAAGCAUCGGAUGAUCUGUUCAAGAAUGAGAAGCCUCAUUCGAGACCAUCAAGUGGACGCAGAUCCAGCACUCCUGGGGCCAGUGAUAAGUCCGAGUCAUUACCUAGUGAAUUUCUUGACAAGGAUGAAUGUCUCCCGACUUGUUUGGAUGGCAAGGCUGGUCAGUCAGUAAGUAUGCCAUUAUCAGAGCGAUGUACAUUUGGACCACCCGAAAACUCAUACCCUCAGCCUGUCUGCGUACUGAAAGGUUAA